AUGGAGCAAAAGGACCCAACACCCGAAAACAUGACCAUGAUGCAGGGGUUCGAGUGGUAUGUGCCUGCAGACCAGAAGCAUUGGCGGCGCCUCAAGGAGCAGAUACCCAAUCUCAAAAGCUGGGGCAUCGACAACAUUUGGAUCCCGCCAGGAUGCAAGGGCUCAGGAAAGGAAGCAAACGGCUACGAUGUUUACGAUCUGUAUGAUCUUGGUGAAUUUGACCAGAAAGGUACUGUCGCCACAAAAUGGGGCUCCAAAGACGAGCUGCUAGACUUGUGCAACACUGCCACGAAAACCGGUGUCGGCAUUUAUUGGGAUGCAGUAUUGAAUCACCGAUUCGCUGCCGACCACAAAGAGAAAUGCCAAGCUGUGGAAGUUGACCCGGAUGAUCGUAACAAACGAAUCAGCGACCCAUACGAAAUUCAAGCCUGGGUCGGUUUCGACUUUUCUGGAAGAGGCGACAAGUACAGCAAGCAAAAGUACCACUGGUAUCAUUUCAGUGGUGUCGACUUCAAUGCGGAGAAUAACAAAACCGCUAUUUACAACAUCGUUGGCGACAAAUCUCACGGCUGGGCCGAGGUUCCUGAUGUGGAUGAUGAGAAUGGAAACUACGACUAUCUCAUGGGUGCCGACUUGGACUACUCUCAUCCCGAGGUAGAGGCCGAUGUUCUGGCAUGGAGUGACUGGCUCGCCCAGUCGAUCCCUCUCAAGGGCGUCCGGUUCGAUGCCAUUAAACAUUUCAGCGCCAAGUUUGUACAAAAGUUUGUGAAGCAACUAGACGAAAAGUACGGCAAGGGGUGGUUCUUUGUCGGCGAAUUCUGGAAGGACAGCCUCGAGGACAUGAAAAAAUACUUGGACCACAUGGAUCACCAAUUCUCCUUGUUUGAUGUGCCGCUAGUUUACAGUUUCAGCGAAAUCAGUCAAGCUGGGAGUGCAGAUAUCCGAAAAGUAUUCGAAGGGUCGCUUGUACAGUGCCGGCCAACGAAUGCCGUGACCCUGGUUAUGAACCACGAUACGCAGCCGCACCAGGCUUUAGAAGUUCCCAUCUCGGAUUGGUUCAAACCUCUGGCCUACGCCUUGAUUCUUCUCCGUGGCGAAGGAUAUCCGUGUGUCUGGUACGGGGAUCUCUACGGCAUCCAGGGCGAGCAUGUUUGUCCACCUAGCUGCGGCGGAAAACUUGCGCAACUCAUGCUAGCUCGAAAACUGUAUGCGUACGGGCGACAGGCAGACUACUUUGACCAUGAGACCUGCCUCGGAUGGGUGCGAUAUGGCACCCAUGAUCGUCCUUUCGGGCUGGCUGUUGUGCUGAGCAACGCGGGGCCUGGCACAAAGCGAAUGCACGUUGGUGAAAUGCAUCAAGGGGAGAAAUGGUCUGAUGUAUUGGGCUGGUCGGAAGGCGAGGUGACGAUUGGUGAAGAUGGCUUUGGCGACUUCACCUGCGGACAAUGCAGCGUGAGUGUUUGGGUGAAUGAAGGCGCUCUUGACCGGAGCAGGUUCACAGAAGAAUUCAAUAGUCAUAUUUACGGCUAG
This is a messenger RNA of Ustilaginoidea virens, 1530 nucleotides long. RefSeq lists its product as uncharacterized. The transcript is spliced from 6 exons. Gene Ontology annotation, biological process: carbohydrate metabolic process. The coding region runs from base 1 to 1530 and encodes 509 amino acids. The record is from RefSeq and is a predicted model, not a curated record. Gene Ontology annotation, molecular function: hydrolase activity, hydrolyzing O-glycosyl compounds; calcium ion binding. NCBI's taxonomy places the organism in Eukaryota, Fungi, Ascomycota, Sordariomycetes, Hypocreales, Clavicipitaceae.